GGCAGGGCCCUAUGAUUUAUGCAGGAGCAGAGGCAGCACGCAAUCGAGCUGUCAAGAGAGCGUCAGCUUAUUAGGCAAAUGCUGCGUGGUUUCUGAAGAGGGUCGACCCUAUAAAAUCCCACUCCGGGUUCUGGUGUGGAGAAACUCAGAGCCCAAGUCCGUUGAUAAAUUGAAGAGAAAGAAAAGAGGGGAAGAAAAAGAGAGUAGAAGCAGAAAAGAGAAGGGAAGAAAACCCCUGAAAAAACCCCGGGGACGUUCCUCUGCAGAGAGGCAGAAGUGCCCGCUCACCUGCAGAAGCGCCUCAGAAGCUAGCGCCCCUAACAUGCGCUUGCCGCUGCUCGUGUCCGCGGGUGUCCUGCUGGUGGCUCUCCUGUCCUGCCCGCCAUGCAGGGCCCUCCUCAACAGGGGUCCCGUCCAGGGAGCCCGACAGGCCCCACAGCCCCUGGAUUUCUUCCAGUCGCCGCCGCAGCCCCAGCAAACCCAGCAGCCGCAAGCUCGUCCCGUCCUGCUCCGCAUGGGCGAGGAAUACUUCCUUCGCCUGGGUAACCUGAACAAGAGCCCUGCUGCUCCCUUCUCGCCGGUCUCUUCGCCUCUUGCCAGCGGCAGUGGUAGCGGCAGCCGCCUCUCUAACGACGAGGCUGCUGCCAACUUUUUCCGCGCUUUGCUGCAACAGCAGCUGCUGCUGCCUCGGCGCCCGCUCGACAGCCCAACUGGUCCCACGGUGCGCGGAGCCGAGAACGCCCUCGGCGGCCGCCAGGAGGCACAGGAGAGGGAGAGGCGAUCGGAGGAGCCUCCCAUUUCGCUGGAUCUCACCUUCCACCUCCUGAGAGAGGUCUUGGAAAUGGCUAGGGCGGAGCAGUUAGCUCAGCAAGCUCACAGCAACAGAAAACUGAUGGAGAUUAUUGGGAAAUGAAACGGUUGGUUUGGCCAAAAAGAUUCUGUAUUUAGCACACACACACAAAUAAAAAAAUAAUACAGCAUUCUGUACCAUAGCGUGCGCUGAUACCAUUUGUUUAUUUUUAUAUAGCUUGACGCGUAGAGGAUGUACAGCAAGAGAAACUAUACUCCUUAACUAGCAUGACCAUAGUGUAUUCUCGUGCAGUAAAACAACAAAAUGUUAUUUGCUACUGUUUACAUUUAGUUUCCAUCUCCAGUUGUCUUUAUUGGUGUUUGCAAGAGAGUAUGGAACGUUUUGAAGAAACAGACGGAAAUCAUACAAUGAUUUUGUUGUGGUCUGAGCCAAAGAAAAUGUCUUUCUCUUGGGUGGGCAAGACAAAAAUCUGUAAGCUCUUUAAAUCAACUUUUUCUUGUAAACCUUUCAGUAAUAAAACAUCUUUCCAAACCUUGGUCAAUUUGGUUGUGCAAGAUAAUGUUGAAUAUUUAUAUUUUUAAUAAAAGCUACAAAGUUAA
Molecule: messenger RNA, 1410 nt
Organism: Condylura cristata (star-nosed mole)
Lineage: Eukaryota; Metazoa; Chordata; Mammalia; Eulipotyphla; Talpidae
Gene: CRH
Product: corticotropin releasing hormone
Exons: 2
Coding region: 323-913 (196 amino acids)
Biological process (GO): positive regulation of cortisol secretion; negative regulation of epinephrine secretion; negative regulation of glucagon secretion
Cellular component (GO): extracellular region
Molecular function (GO): corticotropin-releasing hormone activity
Source: RefSeq, a predicted model, not a curated record